Messenger RNA from Pistacia vera, 1721 nucleotides. RefSeq lists its product as uncharacterized. The record is from RefSeq and is a predicted model, not a curated record. The coding region runs from base 119 to 1453 and encodes 444 amino acids. The transcript has a single exon. Lineage: Eukaryota; Viridiplantae; Streptophyta; Magnoliopsida; Sapindales; Anacardiaceae.
AGAGACCUCAAUAAAACCCAAUACAAAAGUCUAGACUCUGAUUCUGACCUCACCUCUCAUUAUCAAUUUAUUCUUUCUUCUCUCUGAUUCAAAACUUGAACCAAUAUUUUGAGAGAGCAUGGCAAACAUUCGUUUAAUCUCCUCCAGCAGUGUCUGUGCAGCCAAUCACAAGAAACCGAACCUAAGGAUUGAUUUAACUCCUUGGGAUCUUCAGCUCUUUCUGGUGGAUUCCAUCCAGAAGGGACUUCUCUUUCACAAACCAAAACCUCCAGACAAUGAAGAAUUAGAAAACACAAACUUCAACUCCAUAAUCAACCACCUUAAGACCUCCCUUUCACGUACGCUUGACUUCUUUCCCCCGCUAUCAGGUCGCUUUGCCACCACUGAACAUGACGAUAACACAGUCUCCUUUUUUAUAGAUUGCAAUAAUGCUGGAGCCGAGUUUAUUCAUGCUGUAGCUGAGGGAGUUUCAAUUGCAGAUAUCAUUGAACCUAUCUACGUUCCUAAAAUUGUUUACUCCUUUUUCCCACUAAAUGGUGUUAGGAACCAUGAGGGUACCUCCAAGCCAUUGCUCGCCGUGCAAGUUACUGAGCUUGUGGAUGGGAUCUUUAUUGGUUGCACCAUUAACCAUACCGUUGCUGAUGGCUCAUCUUUUUGGCAUUUCUUCAAUUCUUGGUCAGAAAUUUCUCGAGGUUUGAAUUGUUUAUCCAAACCUCCUCUUCUUCAGCGCUGGUUUGUUCGUAAUACUGAUUGUCCUGUUCGCAUACCUCUCUUGACCAACGAACAACUUUAUAAUAGGUUCGUUCCACCACUUCUGCAACAAAGAGUUUUUCACUUUACAAGGGAAAAUAUAGCAAAACUCAAAGCAAAAGCCAAUGCUGAGAUAGGCACCAACAAAAUCUCCUCUCUUCAAGCUCUCUUAUCUCACUUUUGGCGAUCUGCAAUCCGCAACAAACAUCUUGAUCCCAAUGAAGAGAUUAAUUAUCGCAUGUUGAUCGGUGCUAGACAAAGAUUGCAAGCACAAUUGCAGGCAGAAUAUUUUGGAAAUGCAGUUCAGACUGGGACAGUAGCAAUGAAAGCAGGAGAGGUAGUAGAGAAAGGACUUGGCUAUGUGGCAUUGCAAAUGAACAAGAUGGUUGCUGUGCACACAGAAGAGAAGUUAAUGAACUUCUUGAAGUCAUGGACGGACAGCCCAAAGCUAAUAACAAUGGACAGCGUGGUAACUAAUGCUUUGGUCACUAGUAGUUCGCCAAGGUUCAACAUUUACGGCAAUGAUUUUGGGUGGGGAAAACCAAUUGCAGUAAGAAGCGGACCAGGAAACAAGUUUGAUGGGAAGAUAACAGUGUUUCCUGGAGAAGAAGAAGGCAGUGUAGACAUUGAAGCUUGCCUUUCGCCUGAAACAUUACAGGGUAUGGCAAAUGAUGCAGACCUCAUGGAAGCUGUUAUUAACUAGUCUAGAUUGAGUCUGGAAUCCAGUUAAUUACAUAUAUCCAUUGUAUAUAAUUAUAAUAAGUUUCUGCAGUUGUUUCAUAGAUGCAUCAAGGAUGAAGCUUUGUUUAUCUUUUAAUCUUUCUGUAUUAUGUUAUAUCGUAAUUAAUCAUUUGGUUUCAUGUUUUAAAUGUGGGGUAAAAUAUGACCGACAUAAAUUUGUGGUCUGUGACUGGUUGUCAUUGGAUGGACCCGUGACCGACAAAAAGCCGAGCAGAAAGUCCAACCAAUAG